Molecule: messenger RNA, 2199 nt
Organism: Synchiropus splendidus (mandarinfish)
Lineage: Eukaryota; Metazoa; Chordata; Actinopteri; Syngnathiformes; Callionymidae
Gene: ggt1a
Product: gamma-glutamyltransferase 1a
Exons: 12
Coding region: 64-1788 (574 amino acids)
Biological process (GO): regulation of inflammatory response; regulation of immune system process; peptide modification
Cellular component (GO): plasma membrane
Molecular function (GO): glutathione gamma-glutamate hydrolase
Source: RefSeq, a predicted model, not a curated record
ACUGUGACUGGUUCCCUCCAGCUCUAACCAGCCUCAGGUGUGUCCACAUCCUGGACCAAUAAGAUGGUGGGGAAGCGUGUGAUUGCCAGCGUGGUGGCGCUGCUUGUAACCGUGGUGAGCCUGUUCCUGGGACUGCUCAUGGGCUUAGGCAGGAAGAACCCACCCCCUCGCUCUGAACAGUUUUUCCUAAAAGCAGCGGUCGCUGCAGAUGCGGGGAAAUGCUCCGAAAUCGGAAGAGACAUAUUGAAGAAAAAAGGCUCUGCGGUGGACGCCUCCAUUGCCAGCUUGCUCUGCGUGGGCAUGUUCAAUGCACACAGCACCGGCAUCGGAGGAGGGGUCUACUUUGUGAUCUACAACGCUUCCACAGGGAAGGUGGAAACCAUAGAUGCCAGAGAGACGGCGCCCAUGAACGCCACAGAGGACAUGUUUGGCAACAACACCCAGCUCUCUCGCACAGGUGGACUGUCCAUAGCCAUCCCAGGAGAGAUCCGUGGGUACGAGAUGGCUCACAGGAGACAUGGCAGGCUGCCGUGGAGGGAGCUGUUCCAGCCCAGCAUCGCUCUGGCUCGCCACGGCUUUCCUAUCGGGAAGGCCCUGGCUCACGCCAUCAUGAAGAGCAAAGACUUCAUUCAGGGAGACGCCAACAUGUGCGAGGUGUUCUGUGACUCUCACAAAAAUGUCCUGAAGGAGAAGGACCUGAUCCGAUUUCCCAAGCUGGCAAAUACGUACCAGAGAAUAGCAGAAGAGGGUCCGGACGUCUUCUACCGAGGGUCGAUGGCCCAGAGCAUCGUCGAGGACAUCAGAGCAGCAGGUGGGAUCAUCACCCUCCGGGAUUUGCUCCAAUACCAGCCGAUACUUCAUGAAAACCCCCUGAAGCUGAGGUUUGGGGAAUACACCAUGUACGUGCCAGACGCUCCCUCCAGCGGUCCGGUCUUGGCACUUAUACUCAACAUACUGGACGGGUACAACCUCACACACUCAAGCGUGGCAACAGCGGAGGAAAAGACGCUAACAUACCAUCGCAUCAUAGAGGCAUUCCGAUUCGCCUACGCCAAGAGGAGCCAACUGGGGGACCCUUGCUACCUCAACAUCACAGACCUCAUCCAAAACAUGACUUCCAAAUAUUUUGCCGACGCAAUAAGAGGCAGAAUCACGGACGACACCACACACCCUGGCAGCUACUACGAGCCGCACUACUACGUCCCAGAUAACCACGGGACGGCUCACCUGUCCGUCAUUGCCGAGGAUGGGAGCGCUGUGGCUGCCACCAGCACCAUUAAUCUCUAUUUUGGAUCCAAGGUCAUGUCCCGCUCAACUGGGAUCAUAUUUAAUGAUGAAAUGGACGACUUCAGUUCUCCAUACAUGAUCAAUGGAUUCGGAGUUCCUCCGUCAGUCAACAACUUCAUCAGACCAGGUAAGAGGCCGCUGUCGUCCAUGUGUCCGGCCAUCAUCUUUGAUGGAGAAAACCGAGUCAAAAUGGUGGUCGGAGCGUCAGGAGGAAUGAAGAUCACCACAUCUACUGCCUUGGUCAUCUUGAACUCUCUGUUCUUCAACUACGACCUAAAGAAGUCAGUGUCGGCGCCGCGGCUACACAAUCAGCUCAAGCCCGACAUGACGGUGGUGGAGCGGGGCUUCGAAAAGGAAGUUCUGGAGGGAUUAACACAGAAGAACCACGUCACGGAGCUGCUAGAGAUCCCAGACUCUGUGGUCCAGGCGGUGGUUCGGCAGGGAGAGCUUCUCUGUGCACAGUCAGACCCCAGGAAAGGAGGGUAUCCUGCAGGGUACUGAAGACAAUAUAGGCUUCCGGAAGCCACAACGGCCGUACCAUCACCGACCUGGACAAGUGGUCUAUACUGAUUCAAUGGAACCUCCGGGACGCUGUGAGGUUCCGCUCACAGAAGAGGGAUCAAAUGAGAAAAAAAAAAAACUGUUUUGCAAGUAAACCAUGACGUUUAAGAACCUGAGUCUGACACCUGUUGAUGUCUCGCAGCUCCCACAGAACAUACCUGCUUGUUUGAAAUGGUUUCAUGUUGAAGACGACAUAUCAGGAGAACUCAGGAACAUGUCAACCAGUUGUAUGACAAAGACCAAUAAUUUACCUAUCAUGUCUGGCGACCUUGAAGUCUCACGUACAGUGCCUCGAUACUUUUUUUUCUUAUUACUUGAUGCAUGUGAAGGACUCACUCCUCUGGUUAUGGU